AUGAAUUCACAAUAUCGCACGUUGGAAGAGCUGACAGCAAACCUUGAAAGCUGCCAGAUUAAUACAAACGCGACAGAUGAUUUCUUCAGUCACGGGUUUAUUGCCAAUCCCAUUGGCUCAUACCAAAAUUUUCCGAGUCAGGCGAUCAUCGAUAAUGUUACACCAGGUGCUGUGCCUGUACAAUUGGCUUCCCCUGUAGGCUUGUCUCCACCCAGUAAUUUCACGGAGCAUCAAUCAUGGGACAACUUUGUCACGAGUCACGUCGCUCCCCCAACGGUCGACACACAAAUGGCAUCAUUUGUUGAAGCCUACCUUGUCCGUCUUCAGGCGGUACACGGUCGACAGCUGACCGUUGGCGAGGCAAUCUCAAUUAUCAGGUAUUACCUGCAGGUAGCUCACCCUUCCUUGCAUCACGAUGCACAAUUCGGACACUUCGCAUCUCCGUCGACACCACUUGUCGCUCCUGUCGAAGUUUCUCCCGUGUCUUUUGACGUUGUGGACAUGGGUCCAGGAACCGGCGCAGGUAUUUCCAUGGAAGGAUCGGUUGUGUCUGACACGGAAAGCGCUUUUGGGAUUUACGACAUGAAUUCUCUUCGUCGUAUCUUUGUAGAAGAAGGCCGGUUCAAGGUAGAGUGCUUGUGGCCCAAGUGCGGGAGGAUAGUGAUGAAAGACAAUCACCCCCGGCAUAAUAUCUCGUCUUCACCUCAACCACGCAUUAAUACAAAGGCGACCAUCGGCUACCGGGAACGUGUACGCAUAGGAAACUCGCUCUGUCUGGUUAUUUGCAAGUUCAAGCUGACUCCGUUGGUGCUACACUCGAUGCAUCACUUUGGCAACCGGUCUACUAAAGACGCGCCUUGA
Molecule: messenger RNA, 861 nt
Organism: Suillus plorans
Lineage: Eukaryota; Fungi; Basidiomycota; Agaricomycetes; Boletales; Suillaceae
Exons: 7
Coding region: 1-861 (286 amino acids)
Source: RefSeq, a predicted model, not a curated record